This is a messenger RNA of Penaeus vannamei (Pacific white shrimp), 1128 nucleotides long. The record is from RefSeq and is a predicted model, not a curated record. Lineage: Eukaryota; Metazoa; Arthropoda; Malacostraca; Decapoda; Penaeidae.
AUGGAUCCACAACGAACAACCUUAACCUCCAACCGCAGAUUCUUUGCCUUAACCUCCGACCGUAGACCUACAACCCACACCCCUAACCUUCAAACCGCAGAUCCCUUACCUCAACCUCCAACUACCUACAACACAACACCAACUUCCAACCCACAACCCCAACUUCCAACCGCAGAUCCACAACCCAUAAUAACCUCCUACGUAGACCUACAACCCAAACCUCCAACCGUAGACCUACAACAACACAACCUAACCGCCACUGCAACGCCCGCGACCUACAACCUCAAACUACAUCCUCAGCCUCCAACUGCAGACCCCGACCCACAACCCCAACCCCACAACUCCAAAAACAGACCACGACCUACAACCCUCCCACCUCCAAAGCACAGCCCCCACCCGCCCCUCCCGCUUGCCCCGGCCCGAGAGAGCGGCGACCGCCAAAGCCCGCGUGAGACUGUCCGUGUUCAAUCGGCUGUCGCGAAACCCGGCCGCUUUCAUCCGCCGCGCGAGAGGGAGACAAAGGGGCCUCUGCCCGACGAGUGGAAAAUCGGCCCCCGACCCGGGUCCGCCGCCACGCUGCAGACGCCCGCGCCCGCCUCACGGGAGACCCGUCUCACUCGACAUCUCCUUACAAUCCCAGUCCCAAUAUACACCUACUCAACAUCUACUUACAAUCCCAGUCCUACACCUACUCGACACAAUCUACUUACAAUCCCAGUCCCAAUCUACACCUACUCGACACUUACAAUCUCCCAAUCUACACUUACUCGACAUCUACUUACAAUCCCAGUCCCAAUAUACACCUACUCGACAUCUACUUACAAUCCCAGUCCCUAUCUACACCUACUCGACAUCUACUUACAAUCUCAGUCCCUAUCUACACCUACUCGACAUCUACUUACAAUCCCAGUCCCUAUCUACACCUACUCGACAUCUACUUACAAUCCCAGUCCCUAUCAACACCUAUUCGACAUCUACUUACAAUCCCAGUCCCUAUCUACACCUACUUACAAUCCCAGUCCCUAUCUGCACCUACUCGACAUCUAUCACAAUCCCAGUCCAUUCUACACCUACUUUACAACUUUACACCCGGUACCUGUGCCUCAACGUUCGCGCGGCGCUGACUGA